Messenger RNA from Canariomyces notabilis, 1830 nucleotides. RefSeq lists its product as uncharacterized. The transcript has 5 exons. NCBI's taxonomy places the organism in Eukaryota, Fungi, Ascomycota, Sordariomycetes, Sordariales, Chaetomiaceae. The record is from RefSeq and is a predicted model, not a curated record. The coding region runs from base 1 to 1830 and encodes 609 amino acids. Gene Ontology annotation, molecular function: myosin binding. Gene Ontology annotation, cellular component: plasma membrane. Gene Ontology annotation, biological process: cell-cell adhesion.
AUGGAGACUGUCGUACACGACCAAACGCCUCUUGCUGAGUAUCUGAAGGGUGAAGGCGAAGAACAGCACGACUGGCCCGCGCCGUCUGGUUCGGACCAUCACGAUGAAUCGCCGCCGCCGAGCCCGUCUUUCGCACCGGUAGGGCGGCCGAUGGUGAGGAAGCGGUUUCGGAACAAACUUCCCGCUCCCCUGGACCUCCCACGCGUGAACAGGCUGCGGUCGUUGCACAGCUAUUCGAAAGCAGUCGCAUCGAGGAUAGACCGUGCCGAUAAUCACAAGUUUAUUGAACAAUUCCGGUACACGAUUGUCGCGUCGCAGUUGUUAAGCAGCGCCUCUAUCGCCGGCCAGACCAGUUCAUAUAGUCGACCGAAGGAUUCACCCGAGCUUCCUCAAAAUCCGGUAGCCCCUACAUCAACAGGGCUGUUGAUAACGGCUGCCUCGGCGCUGGUCGUUGCGUGGGUAGUCAGCUGGCUUUCCUCCGGGGGAUAUGCGCAGUUGACAAAGAAGCGCGUGGCAUUCGGGGCAGCUCUCCUCGCUGCCGUCGGCUUUGUAUCACACGCCUAUAUCCGGCAACAAUGGCUUAGGCAUUUGCGGAACCAGGCGCUGACCGAGGUGACAACCUUCGUUUCCAGAUCGCAGGACUUUGACAGCGCAUCCAGCGCUGCUUUGUCUCUUGUUCAGGAGGUCGAGCUUGUUUCCCGGGGCUACAGGAUAAGCGCACCAUUGCCUCCUAUCAGUCGGAUAGAGGACAAGUCUCAGAACCGCCGUUGCCGCAGGCUGCGCCAGGCGCUCAGAGAGCGAUUAUCGGAUAUGAUUGAGAACCACAUGCAGGUGUCGUCAGUAGUCAAAGCCUUCGCCGAGCAGCUUGAUCUCGAGAAGUAUUAUGAUGUGUAUGACAUCAGCGACCUAGACAUCUCAGACGCAAUGCAAGGCUUCUCAGAACGCGAAUUUGAGGAUAAAGAGUCACUGAGGACUUUGAAAAUUGCGGCUGCCCGUUUCCAUACCAUCCGGAAGAUUACGCUGUGCUCACUACUCGCCUUUGAGGCGAGGGGAGACAGUACUGACUUUCUACGAUGGUCGACGGCCGUUGAAGGGCUCAGAACUCUCAACGAGGUGACUCGCCAGAGCUACCAAAGACUUCAUGAUAUUCUCAGUCAAGAAGAGACGUUCCCGACGAUCUCGGAGACAAAACUUCCGCUUUCUCCAGGCCGAGAGAAGCGACGAUCUCAGUUCAGCAAACUCAAUUCGCUUUCGAUGGGCAUACGAGGCCUCCAAGCAAAGCUGGCUCUAUUACGGGAAGAGUCGGAGAAGACACUCAACGAAGCACCAGAUGUGUCUGAGCUGGGCCACAGCCUCAUGGCCCAGUACGAAUCUAUUGGCCAGGACUUAAAGAUGCUAACGCAAGCAUGGGAGGAGGGCAAAGCUGCCUUGGCAUCAGGUAUUGACCGGAACGAGAAGCGGCUGUCGUCUCUCAGCGCCGUUCUUUCGCCAGCCACAUCGCUUAGUGGUCUUACUACGGUUGAAGAAGGCGGGGCUCUCGAUGCACUUCGAGCUCUAACGGGCGAGUCUCCCCGAAGCUCGAGCUUCGGGAGCGCAAAAGGGGAUUUGGACGAGGCCGAGGUGUUCGAAGCAGUCUCCUUACCCAGCAGGCCCCGGAGUUUCAUGACGAGAGAUGAACGGAUCGCCAAGAUGAAGGAAGACCGAGAGAGGAGAGAGAUCGCCAAGGAGAAGGCCGAGGCAAGCCGAGGGAUGCUGCGAGAACUCGAAAUGGUCAUCAACCUACGGCCGAAGCGCGCUACAAUGCCCGCACCAGGGCGCCUUUCGUUAUGA